Molecule: messenger RNA, 3759 nt
Organism: Rosa chinensis
Lineage: Eukaryota; Viridiplantae; Streptophyta; Magnoliopsida; Rosales; Rosaceae
Exons: 3
Coding region: 1-3759 (1252 amino acids)
Molecular function (GO): nucleic acid binding; RNA-DNA hybrid ribonuclease activity
Source: RefSeq, a predicted model, not a curated record
AUGGUCCAAGCAAAACGACCUCACCUCAUCUUCCUGUCAGAAACCCUAGCAUCACAAAAACUCAUUGACACUCUCACCGCACGUAUUGGUUUUGCUGGCAAUAUAUGCGUUGCAAGACAGCCUGAGUGUCAAGGGCUAGCUUUAAUGUGGAGUUCAGAUCUCAAGGUUGAUGAGCGCACAUCGUCCUUCCAUCAUAUUGACGCUGAUAUUUCUGAAAAUGGAGAACCUGUCUCUUGGUGCUUUACAGGCAUAUAUGGUUUUGCAUCUAGGGGGGAUCGAAACCACACCUGGUCCUUAGUUGAAACCCUAGCAAGGGAAAAUUGCUCUCUUCCUUGGUUGAUGGCGGGGGAUUUCAACGAGGUCUGGUGUAGGGCUGACAAAUCUGGUGGUGUACCUCGUACUACUGCUGCCAUGACUCUGUUUCAGACAACAAUGGUGGCUGCAGGUUUGAUGGAUAUGGGUUUUGUGGGAUGCAGGUUUACAUGGUCCAACAAGUUUACGAAGGAAAGAUUGGAUAGAGGCUUCCAAUCAACACAGUGGAGAGACCAAUACCCUUUAAGUCGAGUGAUCACACUACCUCCCUCAGACUCUGACCAUAAUCCCAUUCUUGUGGAAGUCAAAACAGAUUGUCAUCCACCUAGACGUAGUCCUCGGAAAUUUCGUUUUGAAGAAGGGUGGUUUGGCAAGGCUCCAUGUCAUGAGAUUAUUCAAAGAAACUGGGCAAGACCUCUUACUGGAAACGCUUUGCAACAACUUGGCACAAAGAUUCAUAAUGCAGGCCAACAACUCAUGCAGUGGCACCAAUUAGAUAUGCAAAAACAAAGAAUUGAACUUAAAGAAGUCCAAAAGAAAUUGUUUGAUAUCAUGAAACGGCCUUUCUCAUCUGAGCAGUAUGAAGAACAACGUUUGCUUCAUGCAAAACAAAGCCACUUGCUUGCUCUUCAAGAAAAGUAUUGGAGGCAGCGUUCUAGGGCGCUAUGGCUCAAACAUGGGGAUAGGAAUUCUGCAUACUUCCAUAGAAAGGCUUCAAACAGGAAGAAUAAAAAUACAAUCAAAGGUCUAUUGAAUGCAGCAGGUGAAUGGCAAUCAGAACCAGCUACACUUCAACACAUGAUCUUUGAGUAUUAUGCACAAGUGUUUUGCUCGGUGGAUGUCAAUGAUGAAGCUAUAUCAACAAUCUUUCGAGCUACACCAAUGAAAGUUACUUCAUCUAUGAAUGACGACCUUAAUCUGCCAUACUCCGAUGAAGAGAUCAAAGUUGCUCUAUUUCAAAUGCAUCCCUCGAAGAGCCCGGGACCCGAUGGUAUGUCCCCUUUCUUUUAUCAAAAAUAUUGGCAUAUUGUAGGCCUUGAUGUUUGUCUAGCUAUCCGGAAUUUUUUGGAAAAAGGAGAACUCUGGGCUGAAUCGAAUUUUACCUACAUUUGUUUGAUCCCAAAGAUUAAAAAUCCAACUGAGGCUGCCCAUUUUAGACCUAUUGCCCUCUGUAAUGUCAUCUACAGGAUUUGUUCUAAGGUGGUGGCUAAUAGGCUCAAAAGAUGGCUGCCUGAAAUCAUCUCUCCACUGCAGAGUGCUUAUGUUCCAGGCCGCCUAAUAUCAGACAACACUUUAGUUGCUACUGAGGUGGCACACUUCAUGCAUAAACUUAAGUCCCAGGAGGAGGCCUUCUUCUCUCUAAAGCUUGAUAUAAGCAAGGCGUAUGAUCGCCUUGAAUGGCCUUUUUUGCAAGCUAUUCUUACGAAAUUGGGAUUUGCUUCCCGUUGGAUCAAUAUGAUAAUGAAAUGUGUGACUUCAGUCAGUUAUGCAAUCUUGGUAAAUGGUGAAGCCACUGCCACGUUCAGUCCUACAAGGGGGAUUAGACAAGGUGAUCCACUCUCACCUUAUCUCUUUAUCUUAUGUGCUGAAGGCCUGUCUGCUUUAAUCUCUCAAGCAGUUCAGUAUGGUACCAUCAAGAGUCUGAAAAUGUGUCCACAAGCGCCAGUGCUCCACCAUCUUUUCUUUGCGGAUGACAACCUCCUUUUUGGUGUAGCUACUAUGAGUGAGUGCACUAAUGUCAAAUUUAUUCUUAGUACUUACGAAAAAGCAUCUGGCCAAAAGGUAAAUUUUACUAAAAGCAGUGUGGUUUUCAGUAAUAACCUCCAGCCGCAGUUGAAGGAAGACCUAGCUGCAGUGUUGAAUGUCAAGUGUGUUGAUGAGCAUGACCGUUAUCUUGGGCUGCCUCUGAGGGUAGGUAAAUCAAAAACGGCAAGGUUUCAAUACUUGAAGGAAAAUGUCUCCAAAAAGCUGGUUAAUUGGAAGUCCAAAAUCCUUAGUAGUGCUGGCAAAGAGCUUCUUAUCAAAGCGGUUGCCCAAGUUAUGCCCACCUAUGCCAUGAACUGUUAUCUUCUACCUAAGAGCUUAUGUGAUGACAUACAUAAGCUUUGUGCUUCUUUUUUCUGGGGUGACAUGGAGGGGAAGAAGAAGAUACAUUGGAGAAGUUGGGAGAAACUUUGUUUAACGAAGAUUGAAGGUGGUUUGGGCUUUAAGAACAUAUUUGCAUAUAAUUUGGCUAUGUUAGCUAAGCAAGGCUGGAGACUUAUUACCAAACCUAGCUCUCUGAUAGCUCAAGUUUUUAAAGCUAGGUACUUUCCACACUGCUCUUUUUGGGACGCAAGUUUGGGUGAUGCACCAUCCUAUUCCUGGAGAAGCAUACUUGAGAGUCGAUCUCUUCUCAAAGCUGUAGCAGACUUGAUUGACCCUCAGUCUCGAACGUGGAUUCAAGCUUCAGUUCAGAGGCUAUUUACACCAACUGUGGCUGAAAAAAAUUUAUGCAUUCCAUUAGCACACCAACCUGUGCAGGACAGAUUGUGUUGGAUCCCAGAAAAACGUGGCCUUUUCACAGUAAAGAGUGCAUAUUGGAUAGCUAGGCAACAUGUGAUUGGUAAUGUUCUAGCCUCUUCCUCAACUGGUGACCCUUUUCAAAUGCUUUGGAAGUGUUUAUGGAAGGCUAAAAUUCCUGGUAAUGUCCAAAUCUGUGUUUGGCGGGCAGUUAACAACCUUCUACCUACAAGAGAACAACUCCUCAAGAAAGGAUAUGAUGGAGAGCUAGGCUGUAUUGUGCGUAACCACAAAGUGGAAAGCAUAGCUCAUCUUUUUUGCAAAUGUCCUACUGCUCUACAGAUACUUUCAGGUUCACCUUUUUCUCUGAAACAAUCUCUUCUGCCCAAUUUAGACUUUAAAGAAUGGAUGUUGGAGCAAGCUCUUAAUCUAAAGUCUGAGAUUUUUGAGAAACUUCUAAUGAUCAUUUGGGGUCUGUGGAAGAAUAGAAACCAUAAGUUGUGGGAGGGCAGAUUGCAGUCUUCACAUGAUAUCAUGCUUGGGUGCUUGGCAUGGUUGGAAGAAUUCCAACACGCUCGACAAGUUCCUGCUUCACGGGUACACAAUAUUGUAAACAAAUCGCAGCCUGCAGAAAUCCCCAAGCUUAAUGUGGAUGGUGCUUUUCUACCUCAUGCCUCACAUGGUGGAGUUGGUGGUGUACUAAGGAGCUCGAAUGGAGGUUUUCAAUCAGCUUUUAUGCGACCAGUGCAGCAUGUUAAUUCAGCUCAGCAGGUUGAGCUACUAGCUAUCAAGGAAGGGUUAAACUUCAUAAAAACAUUGCAUAUGCGGCAGGUCAUCAUUGAAUCUGAUUGCUUGUUGGCAGUACAAGAUAUUGCUCGUACUGAUGUGAAUUUGUCCGAUUUAAGCAAUCUAGUGCAGGACAUUCAAAGUGUAGCAAACGCGUGA